Condylostylus longicornis is the source of this 8901-nucleotide messenger RNA. RefSeq names its product ATP-binding cassette sub-family C member Sur (gene Sur). The transcript has 25 exons. Gene Ontology annotation, molecular function: ABC-type transporter activity; ATP binding; ATP hydrolysis activity. Gene Ontology annotation, biological process: transmembrane transport. Lineage: Eukaryota; Metazoa; Arthropoda; Insecta; Diptera; Dolichopodidae. The record is from RefSeq and is a predicted model, not a curated record. Gene Ontology annotation, cellular component: membrane. Bases 235 to 8520 code for a protein of 2761 amino acids.
CAUAAUUCUCAUCGUCAUUAUAAUAAUCAAAACAAUUUACAUAAUAAUGAUAAAGAAAAUAAUCAAACGAUUCCUGUUAAUGAUGAUCAUAAUGGUGAUGAUGAUGAUGACGUUGAUAAUAAAAAAAAAAUUAUUAAUAAGGAUAAUGUAAAUAUUAAUAAAAAUUCUAUUAAAACAACAACAAAAAUUGGUGACAGUUCUUAUAAUAGUCAUAAUAAUAAUACUAAAAAUUAUAUGACAACAACAUCUGCGACAAAUCCGUCAACAACAACAAAAACAACAACAGCGGAAACGAUAACAACAACAAAUGAAAUUUAUCCCAUUCCGAUAUUAUUCAAAUUUCAUGAUAUACGAUGUGCAUGUGAAUUAUUACUUUUAGCAAUUAAUUCACUAGAAAUAUGUAGAUCAUUAUUACCAUUACCAUUUUAUUCAGUAACAUUUUGGACACAAAAUUUAAUAAAUUUAGAGACGUCAACAAUAAAUACAGCAUCAGCGACAUUUGAAUUACAUAAUAAUAAUAAUAGUAUAAAUUAUAAAGGACAUACAGUACCACUAUCAACACCAUUAUUGAUGAAUAGCAAUAAUAUCGAUGAUAAUGAUAAAUUUCAAUUGAUAUUACAUUCGCCACCAUUUAUAAUUUACAAUUCAAUUUUUGGAAUAUUUAUGACAUUUAUUUUAAUUGGAUAUCAUAGGAUUUUAGAAAUGAGAAAUAUUCCAGAAUUUUUAUAUGUAUCGAUGCCAUUGGAAAUUGUUUUAGGAAUUAUAAGAAUUUAUCAAAUACAUUUUAAUGUACCAAGUUAUUUUGAUUUGGAGCCAUUUUUAAAUUGGAGCACUGGUUUCUGUUUAUUUGGAAUAGCUAUAAUUGAUGGAUAUGUAUUAUAUAAACAGCGUUUUAAAUCGAAACCGGCCAGUAAGAAGUUAAAUGAAGAAAAUAUUGGAUAUAAACAUUCAAUUUCUACAUUUUUCUCAAAAAUAUUAUUUUGGUGGUUAACACCAUUUCUUUGGUAUGGUUAUCGUGAACCAUUAGAACAAGAAGAUCUUGGUACUUUACGUGAGGAGGAUAGUGCUAGAGCAUAUUAUGAUCAAUUCCUUAUCAUUUAUAAGAAAUCAGCUAAGGAAAAUAAAAAUCCUUCAUUAUGGCUUUGCUAUUUAAAAAGUAGUUGGAAAUGGUUCACAUUAGGUGGGAUACUUAAAUUGCUUGGUGAUUUAUCAGCUUUAAUUGGUCCAUUGUCAAUACAUCAAAUUGUUGAUUACAUUGAAUACGAAUAUAAUCGUUCCUAUUUGAAUAGUACUUCAAUAUUAUACAAUAUUCAAAAUCAUUUUAAUUCCAAAUAUAGCAUCAAUUACAAUAAUAAUAAUAAUAAUAGUAUAAAUAAUGAUAACAACAAUACAACAAAUAAUUUUGUUGGCAUUGGUCAUAUGAAUCGUAUGAAUCUAUUCAAUAGAAAUAAUUUAAAUAUAAUUUGGUCAUUGUUACGUGCACAUUCAAAUUAUCGUAAGUUAGAUGAUAUUAUAGAAUCCCCUGGUAAUAUACAUAAUGUUGAUACAUUAGUUGAAAGUGCAACCAAUUUACCCUCUUUGAAUGCAACAGCAAUAUUUGAUAAUAUUGAAGAUAACAUAAAUGAUACUGUUACUAGUUAUAAUACCAAUCACAGAAUAGAAUAUAGUCAUGAUAUUAUACGUCCAAUAUACUCAAUGCUAUAUAGUUUAUCAGAAUUUUUACCAUCAUUGACCGGAGUUAAUUUAUGGGCAAAUAUUAGUUGGAUACCACCAUAUGAAUAUGGUUUUUCUAUUAGAAAACCGAUUGAAUCAAUCAUUUUAAAUGCAACUAUAAACCAAUAUAGAAAUUAUCAAACUAAUCAAACCGAUAAUGUAACCAAUAAUGAUAAUUUUAAUUUACCAUAUAUUGAUAGCAAUUAUCAUGUAUCACAAUAUCAUACACACAAUUAUUACUACUAUCCAAAUUGGAUAGAAUUUUUAUCAAAUGGUUGGAUUAUUGCAUGGAUAGUUUUAAUCUCAGCAAUUGCUCAAGGUGGUCUAUCACAAGCCUCAACGCAUUUACUCAAUAUGACUGGUAUUAGAAUUAAAACAUCAUUACAAGGAUUGAUUUAUCGUAAAACUUUAUUGUUAAGUUCAAGCUGUAUAGAAACAAAUCGAAAUGAUAGUCAGAAUAAUAGAAAUGAUUUCAAUAGUGAAUUAGGUGAAGGACACGAUAAUGAGAAUCAAAAAAAGAAAAAAGGUAAUACAUAUAAUAAUCAAAGAAAAGUUCAUGAACAAAAUAUUGAAAAUCCAAAAACUAAUGAUGUAAAAUCGAAUAAUAAUCAUAAAUUGUCAGAAGGUGAUGAUAGUUUGAAAAAUGAUAACGAAAACACUACAAGAGUAAAUAAUAAAAAAAUAUUUGGUAAUGAUAACAAUAAUGAUGCAUAUAGUGUUAGUGGUACAGGUAAUAGUGGUGGCGGUGGUAAGAGAGAUGCUGGUUCAAUUACAAAUUUAAUGACUGAGGAUUCAUUGAAUGUAAUGUCAUUCUUUUGGAUUGCACAUUAUGUAUGGGCAAUACCACUGAAGAUUGGUCUAGUUAUGUACUUACUAUACUUGAAAUUGGGUAUAAGUGCAAUUAUUGGUUCAUUUGUUUGUAUUCUAACAAUGACUCCAUUACAAUUUCUAAUUGGUAAAGCGAUGUCAAAGAAUUCUGAAAUAUCGGCACAAUGUACAGAUGAAAGAUUAAGAAAGAUUAAUGAUAUAUUCUUGGGAAUUAAAUUAAUUAAAUUGAAUGCAUGGGAAAAAGUCUAUAGAGAUAAAAUUGGUGCAGCUAGAAGAAAAGAAUUAAAAUAUUUAAAUAAAGAUUCAUUUUAUUGGACUGUAAUGACUUUCUUAACUCAUUUGUCAUCGGUUUUAAUAACAUUUGUGACAUUAGCUGUUUAUGUUAAACUUGAAACCAAUAAUUUGGAUCAAUCAUCUAACAAGAAUUCUACAUCUGAGUCAUCUGGUUUUGAAUCCUUUAAUAAUUUUGAAUUUACAGCAUCACGUUUAUUUUCGGCUUUAGCACUUUUUAAUCAACUUACUGUACCGUUGUUGAUAUUUCCGAUUACGGUGCCUAUAAUUAUUGCAGCUAUUAUUAGUACAAAACGUUUGGAACGUUUUCUUAGGGAACCAGAAGUACAGCGAGAAUUUGAAGGGAUAAAAAACAUGGCACGUAUAAUAAGUAAAAGUGAUGCUGCCCUGGACAUGUAUGAAAUUAAAAUAACAAAAUCACAAGAAAGAGAAAUACAAUCAAUACAAAGCCAAGAACAAUCAAAUCCCGUGGAUAUAAAAAAUUUUUCAAUGUCACCAAUAAACGAAUUAGAAUCAUCAACAUUUGACUAUCCAUUAAAACCUACCAAUACAGAGGAAACAUUUUCGAAAGCUCAAAACAAUGAUUUCAAUCAAAUUCUUCAUAAUGAAAAUGAUACUUGUAAACAAAUUUCUUCUGUUCCACUACUCUCAUCAUCAACAUCGAAAUUUGACACAAAUUUUAAAGGAGAUUAUUGCGUAUAUCCUUUAGAUAUAAAUAAUAUUUCAUCGGGCACAAAAACUUUAAUGAAUAAUUCAGAAAACAAGGACAAUAAUUUUAUGUCAACAAUUUUAGGUUGUAAAGAAAAUCUUUCAAAAAGAAAAUCAAUUUGUGAAGAUGAAAUAUGUGAAUUCGAUAAGGAAUUUAAUGAAAUUGAUGAUGAAUUUGAUAUGGAAAAUAAACCGUUAACUACACUAACGCCUACGAUAACGAAUAGACCUCAGCAAAUAAACAAUAAAAUACAACAAUGUUUUGAUAUUGAUAACAGUAAUAACAAUAACGAAUAUUGCGACGAUUUUCAUCAAAAUAAUAGUAAAUAUAAAAAUAACAAUAAUAUAAAUAAUAACGACUCUUAUAAUUUAAUAAAUAAUAAUGAAACAAAGGAUAUUUUUACACUCGCAAUUCAAGAUAAACAUGAAACAGAAAAAGAAAAACGUCAAUUAAGAGAAUUCGAAGAAUCUCAAGGUAUUCAAAUUUCAAAUGAUUCGCCAAGAACUUCAAUUAAUUCAAAAUUAAAACGUGAAUAUAAAAGCCAUACGCUACCUAAAAAAAGACGUAAUAAAGAUUUAAUAAGAGGAGGUGGUGGUGGUUUAUGUGGCAAAAAUUCUACUCCCUGUGAAGACAAUAAUAUACAAUUACGCAAUAAACAUAAAAUUUUAUCAUCAACAGAUCAUAAUGAAGGAAACUUAAUAAAUGUUCAUGAUAGUUCAACUGGUAUUCUUGUUGAUAUUAAACAUCCCACGAUUCGCAAUUCAAGAAAACUUAUUUCUGGUAGAGAAUCAUUCCAAUUUCAAAUUGCUGAUGAUACUGCUGUAUCAAUAUCAGAUGGAAUAUUUUCAUGGGAUAAUUGUAACAUAGCGCUAAAAAUUAAUAAUUUAAAUAUCCCAAGAGGAAAAUUGACAGUUGUUGUUGGUAAAAAUGGUAGUGGCAAAACAUCAUUAUUAGCGGCUCUGUUGAAGGAAAUGCAUCAAAUUUCUGGGGAAAUUUCAUGGAACAAAUAUUCAACAACAGCGUAUGUACCACAGAUGCCAUGGUUAUUAAAUGCAAGUAUACGUGACAAUAUAUUAUUUGGUGAAUCUUUUCGUCCAAAACGUUAUGAAAAGGUCCUUGAAUCUUGUGCAUUAAAACCAGAUAUUGAUCUGAUGCCAGAAGGUGAUAUGACACUAAUUGGAGAACGUGGUAUUAAUUUAUCCGGUGGACAAAAGCAACGUAUCAAUAUUGCUAGAUCAUUGUAUUCAUCAGCAAAUGUUGUUAUGAUGGACGAUCCCUUAUCAUCACUGGAUAAUGAAGUUGCAAAACAUGUUUUUGAGAAUAGUAUUAAAAAAAUGCUAUUGAAAGCCAAUCGGACUGUUAUUUUAGUUACACAAAAAUUACAGCUAUUAUCAAGUGCAAAUUAUAUUAUUGUUAUGAAAGAUUGUUCCGUACAAUCAGCUGGUAAUUAUGAACAAAUCGAAAAUGAUCACCCGGAAAUUGUUACGGAAUGGAAAGCUCUUAUAGCUAAAGGUCUAGAUAAAGAUCAAAUAAGUCCUGGUAAAACAGCACGUGAACGAUGGAGAUUAUUUAAAAAUGUUUCAAGAAUUGGUUUAUUACGACCACAAGAUUCUGAUCAAGAACAUCUAUUGUCGAUAUUUCUAGUUGGAAUUAAAGUAAAAUUAAAAAUUAUCGAAAUGUUACAAAGAAAUUCUGAUGAAAAUCAGAUACUUGACACUCAAUCAUUGUAUAUGCAAACGAAACGACGUUCAAGUAUAUUUGGGUCACGACAUUUAAUAUAUGAUAUACCGUUACCAAUUGAUGAAUGUCAAAAUGAUGAUAUCAUAAUAAAACGACGUGGAUCUAAACGGUCUAUUCUAUUGAUGGGCUUAGGUAAUGCAAUAAGUGGUACAAAUUCUGAUUUAAGGCAUAAUGAUGGCAACAAUAGCAGUUCAGGUUAUAGACGUAAAAAUAGUGUUUUAAGAGUAAAAUCAUUACAACCAGAAGUCAAAACAAAUAUAAAUCGUACACCAGUUUCGAGAAAUAUUUCAUCACCUGGUAGAUUUAUUGAUACGAAAUCAAGGAUUAAUGAAAAUGAAUUUAAACCAAAGACAGGAUUUCGGCAAUUUUUAAAUAGAAUGUCAUCAAGAAAAUCAAAUUUAGGAACAAAAUUACAUAGACCGAUAAGUGAAUCAAAUUCAAUACAAAGCAUAAGUGAAGAAUCACAUCCAAAUUUACAAAGAGUUGAAUCAUCUAGUUGUAGUAGUGAAUUUCUUGAUGAUGGAUCAGUUCACGAUUUAAAUAAUGAAAACAAUGAAAAUACAGGAUCACCUUAUGAUGAUGAACGUAAAUAUGGUGAAAUACCAUUACAAAUUUAUAUGCUUUAUUUAAAAUCCUGUGGAUUACCAAUAGUAUUAACAUUUUUUAUAACAGCAUUAAUAUGGCAAUGCUUACGUAUUUAUACAGAUGUUUGGUUAAGGUAUUGGACUGAAAUGGAUUCAAGUUAUUCUACAAUUGCUAGUAUUGGAAAAUCAGCAACCGAAACAUUAAAAUCAUCAAUAUUUUAUUUAAAUAAUAACAACAGUGAUAUUAAUAGUAGUAAAAAUUUUAAUUAUUUUAAUAAUAAUUUUCAUAGUAUAAAUUAUAAUAACAAUGAUAUUGAUAGUGAUAAUAAUUAUUACAAUGGUGGUAGUAGUAAUGGUAUAACCAGUAUAUUUAAUAUUGAAAAUGAUACAAGAGAAUACAACAAUAACAAUUAUGAACAACAACAACAACAACAGCAGCAGCAAUAUCAAACGAUAUAUGACGUAGCAUAUUGUUUUAAUAUGUACACAAUAAUAUCAAGUAUUUGCAUUUUAAUGUCAAUCAUAUCAAUACCAGCUGGACAAAAAGCUGGUUGUAAUGCAAGAGAAAAACUUCAUGAUCAACUAUUGGAAUCAUUGUUGGCAAAACCAUUACAUUUUUUUCAAAUAACAUCAUUGGGAAAGAUUAUAAAUCGUUUUAGCAAUGAUAUGGCUAUCAUUGAUAAGAAAAUCGCUCCAACAAGCCAACGUCUUUUACAAUUUACAUUAUUAUGUUUAUGUGCUGUUCUUAUAAAUUUAGCUAUAACACCAUGGUUUAUUAUACUGACAAUACCGAUAUGCUUUGCUUAUUAUAUUAUACAAAAAUUCUACAGGUGUUCUUCAAGAGAAUUACAACGCCUUGAAAAUAUUACAAAUUCACCUGUCAUCUCACAUUUUAACGAAACAAUACAGGGUGUUACGACAAUAAGAGCAUAUAGUCAGGAAUCUCGUUUUACAGAAACAUUAUUUCGUCGUUUAGAAGCGAAUACAAUUGCUUUUGUGAUGUUGAAUACAAGUAAUAGAUGGCUUGGAAUUGCAUUGGAUUACCUUGGUGGUGUAAUUGUUUUUGUUGCUAUUAUAACAGCAUUAUUGGCAGCAUCAAUUGCAAAAGAGCAACAAAAUUUUCAUAGUCCAGAACGUUUUUAUAGCAACAACUAUCAUAAUAAUAAUAAUCAACAGCAAACAUUAUAUUCAACAUCAAAUAAUUAUUAUUCAAAUUCAAAUAGAUCAACCGUAUUACCACCUUCUUCAUCUACAUCAUCACCAUUAUCUGGUGAUGGUAUGAAUUUUAACUAUGAUUCAAAUAAUCAGAAUAUUUACUUUGAGAAUAGUGAAGAUUCAUUAUUAUUCCAAAUAUCACCAUCACCAUCACUUGUUGGAUUAGCCAUAAAUUAUACAUUAUUGGUACCAAUUUAUUUAAAUUGGGUUGUUAAAUUAUUAUCUGAUAUGGAAAUGUAUGUUGGUUCAGUCGAACGUAUCGCUUACUAUCAGCAAAAAUUAAAUGAAAAUUUGAAUACUUUUUGGCAAAGUCAUAAUGAUAAUAACAGUCAAAAAAGAAAUAGCAAUCAUCAUCAAUAUAAUCAUCAUUGUAAUCAUAAUCACAAACAAAAAGAAGAGAACAAUACUAUAGAUUGCGGUCAGCAACAUAAUAAUCAUAGUUUAAGAUGUCAAGUUCAAAUAUCCAAUGAAAAAAUGCAAAGUACAGAUAGUGCAAAAGGGAACUUACAAUAUGAUGAAAAAAAAUCAAAGGAAGUAAUGAAAUCUAAAGUAAACGAUAUACCAGGAAUUGAAAAAGAAAAAUCAUAUUAUGAUAAAGUUGAAUAUAAUUCUCAAGCUGCAGGAAAAUGUUAUUGUAAUGAACAACAUGAAUUAAUAGCCCCAAGUGAAGUGAAUCAAGUUAUUUAUGAUACUGUACCAAUUUCAUGGCCACAAAAAGGUGAUAUUGAAUUUAAAAAUGUUACCCUUCGUUAUCAAGGACAACAGAAAAAUGUUAUUACAGAUCUAUCAUUAAAAAUUUCCUCAGGACAAAAAAUUGGAAUUUGUGGCAGAACAGGAAGUGGUAAAUCAACAUUAGCUUUAUCUUUAUUUAGUGUAAUGGAUGUUAUUAAUGGUCAAAUAUUAAUUGAUGGUAUCGAUAUAAAUUCAAUACAUCCAGAUGAAGUACGUUCACGUUUAUCAAUUAUACCGCAAGAUGUACAUUUAUUUAGUGCAACAAUAAGAGAAAAUUUAGAUCCAAGAGGACAUUAUUCUGAUUUAGAAUUAUGGAAUUGUUUAGAGUUUGCACAAUUAAAGGAGACUGUAACACGUAUGGCAUGUGGAUUAGAUACCGAAAUAAUUGAGGGUGGAUUUAAUUUAAGUGCUGGACAACGUCAACUUUUUUGUUUAGCUCGUGCUGUACUUAGAGGCUCAGUGUGUUUAGUUUUAGAUGAAGCAACAAGUUCAUUAGAUGCAAUAACUGAAAAAGCACUUAUGGAUGCUGCACACAAUGCAUUUAAAGGACGAACAAUUUUAACAAUUGCUCAUCGCUUAUCAACAUUAAUGAAUUAUGAUCGAAUAAUUGUAUUAGAAAAUGGUAAAAUUAUUGAAGAUGGUACCCCAAAUGAACUCAAGGCAAUACCAAAUGGUAAAUUUUCAUCAAUGUUACAGUCAGGACAUUAAUUCUUAUAAAACGAAUUAUAAGAAUGACAAUGUCGUAGGACUGAUGGUUUAAAAAAGUCUAAUUAAUUUUAUAUGGUAUAGGUGGUCAAUAUUACAGAAAAGUAUUAUAUAUAUUAUAAUUUUAGAAUUAAGUAAAUGUUAAAUAUAUUAAGUUAUGAAAUAAUUAUUGUAAUUAUUAAAGAUUAGAAAUGUAAAAUUUAUAUUUUUAUAUUCAGUUUUUAAAAGAACAAUGAAUGCCCAAAAUUCAAUCAUAUAUUCUUCAUAUUUCAUUUAUAAUUCUGUAAUUCUUAAUAAUUUUGUAUUCUGCUUGUAUAACUUAAAAUUAUAUUAAUAGCUAUAUAAAAUUUGUCUUUUUUUUAAAGUAGAAGAAUUACUUGCCAA